Molecule: messenger RNA, 3545 nt
Organism: Electrophorus electricus (electric eel)
Lineage: Eukaryota; Metazoa; Chordata; Actinopteri; Gymnotiformes; Gymnotidae
Product: tripartite motif-containing protein 14
Molecular function (GO): zinc ion binding; protein binding
Source: RefSeq, a predicted model, not a curated record
CGGUACUGGAAGACAUAUUCAGAUGGGGUCAAAUCUUGAUAAAACAGCUGGCCCACAACCCAUUUGUCCAUUAUGUCAUCACGAGUGUCGAAAUCGGAUUACACUAGGAUGCAACCAUAGUUUUUGUCAGGGAUGCAUUGGCGAAUUGUGGAGCGGGUCGUCAACCGGUCCUUAUUAUUGCCCCGAAUGCAAUUAUGAACACAGGAAGCUACCAGACUUAGGUGGAACAGAUGGAGCGUCAACAUCUGCAGGCAUAAACUGGACUCUUGGGAAGAGGCUCUCUGAACGCUAUUCCCCCAAAAAAGUGCUUGGGAAAAGGAAUUUUAGUUCAACUGCCCUCACUCACAACAGUGGAGGAUACAGACUCGGCACAGCUUUGCCCAAAGACACCACAGUCACUGUUGAUGACUCCUUUGAUGAUGACACACCUCCAAAAAAGAAAAUGACUGUUGAAAUCCCUUCAUCAGGAGGCCACAGAAUGUCCCCUGUAGAAGCGACAUCCUCAAUGCAAGCCACAACACUGGCAAAUAGAACACCAUCCAAAAUGAAUGCGACUUCAACCACUGAACCAUCUCUGGACAAUCACACUAAAGAUGAACAACUUAAAAAGACAUCCAGUAGCAGAAUAAAUAUGCCACAACCAGAGCCAGCAGCACCAGCCUGGACCGAUACCAAAGAGUUCUCCCCGAAAGAUGCAUACUCCUCCAACAGUCCUGACCACCAGAGCAGAACAGUCCCACAUGCCAAUGACAAGCCUCCAGAAUUUGGUGAGACUUCUGAUGCUUCCAUGGAGUCGACGUCUGCUUGCAACUCUGUCCUCUGCCACUAUUGCUCCAGCUCCAAGCAGAGGUCUGCAGUGAAGAGCUGCCUUGUGUGCUGCGCCUCAAUGUGUUCGGAGCACCUUCAGAUCCACUUGAACUCACCUGUGUUCCAGAGCCAUCCACUUGUGCCUGCAGUGGAGAACAUGUCUGCUUGGAGGUGCCAGGAACACCAGGAGAUGAACCGCAUCUACUGCCGCCCUUGUGGGGUGUGUGUUUGCACCGUGUGCACACUUAUAGGCUCACACAAGGAACAUGCCUGCAUCAGCAUCAAAGAGGCUGAGCAAGAACUCAGGACCACCUUGAAAAGUGAAUUGAAAAAGAUCCAGAUAAAGGAAACUGCAGUCCUGAACAGGGUCACUCAGCUCAAAGAGAAACAGCAGAGUGUACAGGAGGUAUUGGAGGGCAAGAGGGCUGCGGUUCUGCAGCAGUACCAGGCCAUGCGGAAGGCCUUCGAGAUGGAGGAGCAGCAGGCGAUAAGCUGUGUCACCCAGGAGGCAAGCAGAGUUCUGGGGAGCAUUGCAGAGCGGCUCCACUUGCUAAAGCAGGCCCUCACAACCAUUCAGAGCACUUUCACCUCAUUGCAGAGUCUAGGAGAUACAUCACAAGCUCAAGACCAGAUCUUCAUCAUGGAGUACAGAAAGAUAGCUGAAUGUUUGAAUGAGCUGUCAGACCCUAUAGAGAACAUGGAGUCUGUCGAAGAAGUCAAUCACAGCAGAUUGGAUAGCCUGCAAGACUGGACAGAGAGAAGACUCAACACUGUAAUAAUAUCCAUGCCUCACAGAGACCCAUUCAGACUACUCUAUGGCUUAAGUCCAACUCUGGAUCUUGACACGGCUCAUCCGAAGCUGCUCCUUACUGAAGACAAAAGAAGGGUGGAGUACAGUGAGGCCCAGCAGGCCUACCCUGAGCAUGGGGCUCGCUUCUCUGUCUUCCCCCAAGUAUUGGCUUCCAAGGCCCUGUGCCAGGGUCGCUAUUACUGGGAGGUGGAGGUCUCUCUGGAUGAGGGCCGUUGGAAGGUGGGUGUCUGUGACGGGCAGAUUGCCAGGAAGGGGCAGAAGGACAGUUGCCGGAUUGGCUUCUACCCAAACUCCUGGUGCCUAGUGUACGAUAAAGGCAAAGUGGAAGUCCUUCAUGACAAGGUGACCUCGCCAGUGUGUGCCACUGGGCUCCAGAAGGUUGGGGUGCUCCUGGAUUUUGAGGAGGGCUGCCUGACAUUCUACAGUGUGUCUGUAGAAGGCACUCUUAACUUGCUGUAUAGUUUUAAGCAUGCGUUUUCUAAGCCACUCUACCCUGCUCUGGCUGUCUCUAAAACCCAGCUCUCUAUCUGUGAUCUGUUUGCUAGACACACCACAGACUAAAGUUUCAUUUGGCAAAAAUUGUGAAAUUUUAUAGUAGAAUAAUCAUCGGAACAACUUUGUUUUGAAAAAUGCUGGGGAAAACACGUGGAUCACCCUCGAUUCAGCUGCUCCUCAAAUUCGCAUUCCUUUUAAGAAAUCAGGUCCUUUGCCAUACAUGUUCACUGAAAAGAAAUUAGCGCUGGAACCAAAAGGAAGAGGUUCAGUAAAGGUUUUAUUGGCACAUUUAUCAAGCCUAUUCACAAUGAACAAUACAAGUAUCAGCACUAUGGUUUAAAAUAUCUUUGUAGUACAAUAGUUUUCUAUUUACUUUGAUUAAAAAUGUUUCCUUACACAAAAUGUCAGUUAUUAUCUUGGCAUCUUGUGACAAAAAAUAUCAGCACGAACAUAUUUUGUCAUUAAGAACAUAAUACAUUGUGGUUUAUUGACUAAAACAUUCAUAUUAUUUUGCAAAUUAUUAUUUAGUAAAGUAAUCACAAAGGAAACACUAAUAUUUACAGAAUACACUUUCAAAUGUUUUGGGGGACAAAAAUAGCUGUUUCAAAAAUUGGUGGGGAUGUCCCACUAGCUACAUCCCCAGCAAAUUAUGCUUAUGAGUGUAAUGUAUCUUUACAUAGUUUCCAGUGAGUAUUCUGUAAACAUUUAUAAUUGUAAAUACAUUGCAUCUUUAUAUGAAAAUCAUCAAACCAUUUUUAUAUUUUGUCUAAUUUUCAUAUUCAAAUUAAAUUUAGUAAACGUGAAACUCGGGUAGGUGAGGUCUAACAGUAUAAGAACCAGUCAUUCCACUUAUUAUAUGUAUUUCAUUUAUAUUUUUAAACAUUUUGUUAGUACAUGUUUAUAUUUUGCCCUCUGAUUCAGGCUGGAAGCUAAUUUGACACAAAUAUUAGGUUAAUAAAUUUGUAUGUGAUUCAGGUUACAAUAUGGGCCGGCCAUACCGAAUGCUAUGCUGUUUUAUAGUGUGUAAUAAAUAUUGAUUCUAAUUUGUGGGGUAAAAAUGGAUUAAGGCACAAUUUUGCUACACUAUCACAACAUAUAUUUUGUAAAGUUUUUUUUUUCUCAAAAAAUAGUCCUUUGUAGUACUAUAAAAUAAAUAUUCAGUUAGCUGUGCUUUGUGUCUAUUUGCUUUAUAAAGAAGAAUAACUCUGCUGUUCACUGUUUAGUGGACAUAAUUUGAAGAGCUUUUUUUGUAUUAAUUGUACUGGUGUUUUCCUGCAGAGAGCAGUAUUGACAUUGGUUAUGUCUACAUCUAUAGAUGUAGCAAAUCAGAAUCCUAUAUGAACAGAGCAGCAAAAUAGGUGAUUAAGCUAACAAAACCCCUUCUAUGCAGAAAACUGCAAUAAAGCACUCGAUAGCUGUUCUCUUGAAACCA